GGUCCGGAAGUGAGCGGCCGGAGCCCGGCGUGACUUUGAGCGGCUCGUCCCGCGCCUGCGUCAGGUGCCGCCGGGGCCGGGAGACUCCGCCGUCUGCCCGUGGGUCCGUCCUUCUGUCCGUGCGUCAGACAGUCCCGCCAUGUGGCUGCUCCGAGUCCGGGCGGCGCUGGGCGGGCGCGGGCUUCGGCCCGGGAGGCAGGUGAAUUGGAAGGGCUGUCGAUGGUGUUCAGGAGUUGUGCCUAACGAGAGGAUCCGCAACAUUGGCAUUUCCGCUCACAUUGAUUCUGGGAAAACGACAUUAACUGAGCGAGUGCUUUACUAUACGGGAAGAAUAACCAAAAUGCACGAGGUGAAAGGUAAAGAUGGAGUUGGUGCUGUCAUGGAUUCUAUGGAACUCGAGAGACAGCGAGGAAUCACCAUUCAGUCUGCAGCCACCUACACCAUGUGGAGAGAUGUGAACAUCAACAUCAUAGACACGCCUGGGCACGUGGACUUUACCAUCGAGGUGGAAAGGGCCUUGCGGGUAUUGGAUGGCGCUAUCCUGGUUCUCUGUGCGGUUGGAGGUGUUCAGUGCCAGACCAUGACCGUCAGCCGUCAGAUGAAACGAUACAACGUUCCCUUUCUGACCUUCAUUAAUAAGCUGGACCGAUUGGGCUCCAACCCCUCCAGAGCCCUGCAGCAGAUGAGAUCUAAGUUAAAUCAUAAUGCCGCAUUUGUCCAGAUACCCAUGGGCUUGGAGGGUGAUUUUAAAGGCAUCAUCGACCUCAUUGAGGAGAGGGCCAUAUACUUUGAUGGAGACUUUGGUCAGACCAUCCGAUAUGACGAAAUCCCAGCAGAGUUCCGGGCAGCAGCGACUGACCACCGCCAGGAACUCAUUGAGUGUGUGGCAAAUUCGGAUGAGCAACUUGGGGAGCUGUUCUUGGAAGAAAAGGUCCCCUCGGUGGCAGAUUUAAAGCUUGCAAUCCGCAGAACAACCAUUAAUCGAUCAUUUACACCUGUUUUUGUGGGGAGUGCUUUGAAGAACAAAGGGGUGCAGCCUCUUCUCGACGGUGUCCUAGCCUACCUCCCCAAUCCAUCUGAGGUCCAGAACUACGCCAUUCUCAAUCAGGAGGACUCCGAUGAGAAAUCCAAAGUCUUAAUGAGCUCCAAGAGAGAUAACUCCCAACCUUUUGUCGGCUUGGCUUUUAAACUGGAGGCUGGACGAUUUGGACAGCUAACUUAUGUGCGAAAUUAUCAGGGUGAAUUGAAGAAAGGCGAUACCAUUUAUAACACCAGGACCAAGAAGAAGGUGCGAGUGCAACGUCUUGUCCGAAUGCACUCGGAUUUGAUGGAGGAUGUUGAAGAAGUUUAUGCUGGAGAUAUCUUUGCCUUGUUUGGCAUCGAUUGUGCCAGUGGAGAUACAUUCACAAACAAAGACAAUAGCGAGCUUUCUAUGGAAUCAAUUCAUGUUCCUGAUCCUGUCAUUUCCAUAGCAAUGAGGCCUUCUAACAAGAAUGAUCUAGAGAAAUUUUCAAAGGGCAUUGCCCGGUUUACAAGGGAGGACCCCACCUUCAGGGUCCACUACGAUCUUGAAAGCAAAGAGACAAUCGUUUCUGGAAUGGGAGAGUUACACUUGGAAAUUUAUGCUCAGAGGAUGGAGCGAGAAUACGGCUGCCCUUGUGUCACUGGAAAGCCCAAAGUAGCCUUUAGAGAAAGCAUCACUGAAGCUGUCCCGUUUGACUUCACUCAUAAGAGACAAUCUGGUGGUGCCGGCCAGUAUGGGAAAGUGAUAGGCGUCUUAGAACCUCUAGAACCUGAGAACUACACCAAGGUGGAAUUUGUAGAUAAAACCUUUGGGACAAAUAUUCCAAAGCAGUUUAUUCCUGCCAUAGAAAAGGGAUUCUUGGAUGCUUGUCAGAAAGGUCCCCUCUCAGGUCACCGGAUAUCUGGGGUACGAUUUAUCGUCCAAGAUGGAGCACACCACAUGGUGGAUUCUAAUGAAAUCUCCUUCAUUCGAGCUGGGGAAGGUGCACUUAAGCAAGCCUUGGCAGAUGCUACCAUGUGCAUCCUGGAACCAGUGAUGUCGGUGGAAGUGGUGGCUCCCAAUGAGUUCCAGGGCGCUGUGAUUGCUGGGAUUAACCGCCGUCAUGGAGUGAUCACGGGACAAGAUGGUGUAGAGGACUACUUCACUUUGUUUGCCGACGUGCCACUAAAUGAAAUGUUUGGUUAUGCUACAGAACUGCGGUCAUGCACAGAGGGGAAAGGGGAAUAUACGAUGGAGUACUCUCGGUACCAGCCGUGCCUGCCUGCCACCCAAGAAGAUCUUGUCCACAAGUACCUGGAGGCCACAGGUCAGCUGCCUGUGAAGAAGGGAAAGGCCAAGAGCUGAGUUUUCUCCCUGGAGCUGGGACUGACCUUGGUUUUGAUUAGCUCUGUGGUCUCUGAUGUUCCCCUGGCUUGGUGGAUUUCAGGGAGACUGGGACUUGGCUGUAUAAGACCCUACAGCUUUGGGUUAGUUUUUUUAGUUUAUUGUUAACUGGCUAUUAAAAAACAAUGAUUAUGCUGUAGUGCACAAAUAUUUAUUCGAGGGAUUGCUCCUGAUAACAGUGGAAAGGGCAUAAGGAAGCCUUUUCAGCCUUGGUUCUUUGCUUCAGGAAGCUGACGUAUUGGCCUGAAUUUUUAUUUGUAAAGGGUUUAAGCUCCUAAGCUUGCCGCUUAGGCUGAUCCCUCAAACUAUAUUUGGCGCUAGGAGAGUGGAGGACAUCUCACUGGGGCCUUGUGUAAAAUAAGGGAGAUUGCCAUGGGGUUUCCUACCUAGAUGAGCCAGAAGGUGGCCAUCAGCUCAGCACCAUGGACAGCCUCCAGGAUCCCCAGACAUUUGUUUCUGGGGAUGAUCCGCCUCGAUGGUGUAUUGUUCGAGGGUCCAUCUGGGGUCCAAGAAGAGUCUGCCUUUCCUUAGACUCCGUUGGUUUCCAACAGGCCUCCUGUCCAACCUUUUGAGACACGCACACAGCAGACUGUUGUCUUCCCUCUUACAAAGACGGGUUUCUGCUGGCAAACAAAUGAGUGAUGGCCCAGAGGCUUGAAACAACUGUCUGGUAUUUGGGGAAAUUGGCAUUUUGUGGCCUGGAUGGCUGGGGUGGGGAUGGGGGUGGGCUGGAUGAGAAAGGGGAGGAAGAGGUCUUCAUUUGUAUCAACAGUCUGAUUUAAACCAAGCUGGAAAUACCGAUCAUUUCCUCCAGAGACCAUCUGGAUAUCGAAGACUUCCCACCAGUUUCUUGGGAUGUUCAAACAAACAAGCUCAGUAGCUAAAAGAUGACAUUAGGUUCCUUGUGGUUUCUGGGAGUAUCCUCCGGAUGGCUUUGUAUUUUGAGGUUCACAAAAGAAGAUAUUAGUUAUGACUGUGACUUAAGUCCAUGAGCCUCAUAAGUAUUGCUGUUCCUGACUCAGCAUCGGUGUUGCAGGGUGUGCUUUGUUUGUAGAUUCCCAGGAAUCCCUCAUCAACACUGAGGCCACCCACAAGGGGAUGUUCUCAUGGGCUGUGCCUUUGGGUCUGCCAUAUUUGUUCCAGCUGUUCUUUCAGAUUUUCAGGGACAGAUCUGGGUGUCUCUUUUCUUCAUUAAGUGCUUACAGAACCAAGCUGUCAGUGUUGGAAGGGAUCCCAGGAGGCCUGUAGUUGAACAACCCUCCUCCCCUCAAUGUCCUUGACGAGCGGCCACACUCACUACUCUCUAAGGCAAUUUAUUCCACUUUUUGCUGCUCUCUCUCUAAACAUAUGCAUAGUUAAGGGAUUUGAAAUUUGCCAUCCGUCCUCAUUCUGGUCUUUGGAAGGCCAAGGAAAGCAGAGUGUUCCUCCAAGGCUUUUAUUCUCCAGAUGAAAUAUGCCCACUUCCUUCGAUGGAUUCUCAUGAAAUGCUUUUGUGUCUCCUCCCCACCUGAAUCUUAGACUCACUCUAGCAUAUCAAGGACUCUUCAAAUGGGGCAGCCAAGAUGAAACACAGCACAUGAGAUAGAGUUUGACCAGGCCGGGUACCGCAGAACCAUCACUGACUUUGUCUCUUAAUGCAAUCUAGAAUCACAUUUGCUUUUUAAAGCCAACAUGUCAUACUUACAGUCUGAACUAUUGCACUUGACCCAUGACUCCUCCAUCCUAUACAUUUGCAGUUCAAUUUUUAACCUAAGUGUAAGAUUUAAUAAGAACAUGUAACCAGGAUAAAAUAAACAUAACUCUAUCCUGUU
Molecule: messenger RNA, 4218 nt
Organism: Dromiciops gliroides (monito del monte)
Lineage: Eukaryota; Metazoa; Chordata; Mammalia; Microbiotheria; Microbiotheriidae
Gene: GFM1
Product: G elongation factor mitochondrial 1
Exons: 18
Coding region: 140-2368 (742 amino acids)
Biological process (GO): mitochondrial translational elongation
Cellular component (GO): mitochondrion
Molecular function (GO): GTP binding; translation elongation factor activity; GTPase activity
Source: RefSeq, a predicted model, not a curated record